AUGCAGUGGGGAAGGACCCGAAGGUCCAGUCUAGGGGUGGGAGAGGAGGAAGCUACUUCACUCCCUUCCCUUUGCUUCCUUCCUAGGCCCUGGGGUGGCCAGAGCUGCCCUGACCUGGCCCAGGGCCUGGGCAGCACCAACAAUGUCAGCCUCAAGGCCCAAUCCCAGAGCUGCUCAGAAUGGGACCUUCAGGCAGGGAGCUGUGGUUCCUGGCUUUGGAAGAGACGACACAGCUCAGGGGGAACCACUCAACCCCUGGGGCGCCUACAGAGGCCAGCUGUGGGCAGUGCUUCUGACCUGGCCAACUGUGCCUCCGUGGGACCGGAGAGCCUGGCGCUGGCAGCAGAGACUGCUCGAGACUUGGCCCUCGUGCCCGCUGCUGCUCCUGGGUGUUUGGAACAAGGAACCUCAGGCUGCGCUUGCCUGCAACCCCCCUACACUGCUCCAGACGUUCCUCUGAGGCCUGAGCCACACGGCAGCCUGGAAGACCUGUUGCCCCGCCCAGCAUCCUUCCCCACGGCCCAGGGGGCAAAGGGCGAGCCUGUGCCAGCAGGGCCGACGCUGCCACAUCCAGCCCAGACCCUGCACCGGAGUCCCUCUGCCAGGAGGACCCGCUACCACAUCACUAUCACCCUACAGGGCCAUGGGCAGGCACCUGGGGAGGAGCACGAGGAGCCUAAACCGGCCCAACCAGCUCUCCACCCCUGCGGCCCUGAGGAAUCCAGGGGCUGGCGGGAGCCUCCCCAGGGGCCCCGCCCCAUCACGGGGUGCCUGACAGACCUGCCCCAGGAACCCCGGCCAAGAGCCCCACCGCAUCAGGAUAUCACAGCCCAGCAGCAGGAGCUCCGGGCCCACUGGACACCUAGAUCCCCACACAGACGGUGAGUACAGGUCAGUCCCCACACGGGGCGACAACAGGAGGGGAAACCGGCCUGGCUGCCCCGCUCUCGCGUCUCUGAUCUCUGGGCUUUUCCAAUUCAAGGCUCAUUCAUUCAGUACCCUGAGCAUGAGCUGACUCCACCA
Panthera uncia (snow leopard) is the source of this 1023-nucleotide messenger RNA. RefSeq lists its product as uncharacterized. Lineage: Eukaryota; Metazoa; Chordata; Mammalia; Carnivora; Felidae. The record is from RefSeq and is a predicted model, not a curated record. The transcript has 3 exons. The coding region runs from base 1 to 885 and encodes 294 amino acids.